Molecule: messenger RNA, 1554 nt
Organism: Miscanthus lutarioriparius
Lineage: Eukaryota; Viridiplantae; Streptophyta; Magnoliopsida; Poales; Poaceae
Source: the annotation of a GenBank genome assembly
AUGCACAUUGCGACCUGCGUGUGGCAAGAGAAGGCGGCCGGCGGCAUGGGGGGAGCUGCUGCAGCUGCUGUUGGAGGCGGCGGGAAAGGCGCCGACGCCGGCGGCGGCGAGUGGGGAGCGGCGCGCGCGAGGGUGGUAGCGGCGCUGGGAGUGGCCGGGUGCGCGCUCAACUGCGCGGUGAGCUUCGUAGUGUUCUCGGCGCUGGACGUGCUGGACGUGGUGCUGUGCCUGGUGUACAAGCUGGUGGACUACGCGGUGGACGCGGAGUGGAAGUCCUGCUACUGCGCCGCGGCUGCGGGGUCGGCGGCGGGCCCGGGGGUGCAGGUGGCCGCCGCCGCCGCCGCCGCCGCGCCCGCGGGGCCCAAGGUGGUGCGUGUGUCGUCGGAGACGUCGUCCGCCAAGCUGCAGCUGGAGGACGUGUCGGACACGCUGUACGUGCGGCCGUCGCUGCUGGCCGACGCCACCCGGACCGGCUCCAGAAACGGCAUCCACGCGGCGCCCGCGCUCACCGUCAGCCCCGCCAUCGCGGAGCUGAUCCGCGGGAAGAUGGACCGUCCCCCGCGGCCGCCGCGGCAGGCGCCGUGCUGGUCCGACUGCGACUGCAAGGUGUGCCACGCCUGGAGCGUCUCCCCGGCGUCGUCGUCCCACCUCUACGUCCAUGUCCAGGCUCCACCGCCGACGCUACCACCGAUGGAGACAGAGGACGUGGUGUUCAUCCACGGGUUCAUCUCGUCGUCCGUGUUCUGGACGGAGACGGUGUUCCCGGCGUUCAGCCCCGCGGCGCGGUCCCGUUACCGGAUGUUCGCGGUGGACCUGCUGGGGUUCGGGCGCAGCCCCAAGCCGGCGGAGUCGCUGUACACGCUGCGCGAGCACGUGGAGAUGAUCGAGCGCUCCGUGCUCCGGCGCUACCGCCUCGGCUCCUUCCACGUGGUGGCGCACUCCCUCGGCUCCGUCCUCGCCCUCGCCCUCGCCGUCAAGCACCCCGACGCCGUCAAGUCGCUCACCCUCCUCGCGCCGCCCUACUUCCCGGUGCCGGAGUCGGUGUCGGCGGCGGGCGCAGGCGCGGCGGCGCAGUACGUGAUGCGCCGCGUGGCGCCGCGGCGGGUGUGGCCGCCGAUCGCGUUCGGGGGCUCGAUGGCGUGCUGGUACGAGCACGUGAGCCGCACCAUCUGCCUCACCAUCUGCCGCCAGCACCGCGUCUGGGACCGCCUCUUCAGGAUCUUCACCAGGAACAGGGUGCGGACGUUCCUGAUCGAGGCGUUCAUGUGCCACACGCACAACGCGGCGUGGCACACGCUGCACAACAUCAUCUGCGGCAGCGCGGGGCGGAUGGACGCGUACCUGGACGUGGUGGCGCACCAGCUCUCGUGCAAGGUGGCCCUCUUCCACGGCCGCGACGACGAGCUGCUCCCCGUCGACUGCACGCUGGCCGCGGGGGCCAGGGUGCCCCGCGCGCGCGUCACCGUCUACGACCGCAAGGACCACAUCACCAUCGUCGUCGGCCAGGAGAAGCUCUUCGCCGCCGAGCUCGAGGCCAUCUGGAGGGCCGACUAG